UUCUCAAUUUUCUGGAAUUUUGUGUGGAGAUGUUUCUGUGGCCAUCGUUCACUGAGGACCGAGAUAUUUAAAAGAAACCGCUUUUAGUCUUUGCAGUCACCAAUCCUCAACUCUGAAAUGGCGGUCAUCCCUUCCUUCGCUUCCACCGUUCCCCACGUCAAGUCACAGCAUCAGUGCAUCCUUCUCCGGCAAAACUAUGGCCGCAACGUAUACACAAUUAGAUGCAACGGAGAAAACUCCAAGAGCAAUUUACCCACCGCCACACAAGAAUCUGCACCCGAAAAUGUUCUUCUCAAGGCAGCCUGGUAUGGUUCCGAGCUUUUGGGUAUUGCUGCUUCUUAUCUCCGGUCACCCUCAAAGGUUGAAGAAGCUGCCCAGAAAGACCUUAAGCUUGGCUUAGAUGGGUCAGGAGCUAUUGAUCGUACUGCAGUCGUUCAAACCAUCAAAGAUGACUUUGAAAGAUCAUAUUUUGUCACUGGGCAACUUACACUUGAUGCAUACGAAGAGGAUUGUGAGUUCGCUGAUCCAGCUGGUUCCUUCAAAGGGCUUCGGCGUUUCAAAAGGAACUGCACCAACUUCGGAUCUCUCAUUGAGAAGUCAAAUAUGAAACUUAUGAACUGGGAGGACUUCGAGAACAAAGGAGUGGGACACUGGCGAUUUAGUUGUGUAAUGUCAUUUCCUUGGAGGCCUAUUCUUUCUGCUACUGGAUAUACAGAGUAUUUUUUUGAUGCACGCUCUGGAAAAGUAUGCAGGCACGUGGAGUACUGGAAUGUUCCCAAAAUGGCACUGUUGAAGCAGCUUCUGAAGCCUACUCGAGGAUUCUGGCUUAAGAGAAAAAACAGCUGAACCCUAUGUUUAAGAAAACCUCUUAGCUUAUCUUCCUCCUGCUCAACAUGAUGAGCCUCACUCAGACAUAGUAAUGUACUUUAUAUCUCUCCUUAACAAUCCAAACGCUAGGUUGUUGCCAUAAUUGUGCAAGCUUGCAUCUUUUCUACAUAUAAGGAGAAGGUAGCUAGGAUGUUAGCUAGUAUUAUUAUAUGCUUAAAAAGCAUGUGUACUGUAGCUGAUGUGAUCAUGCAAGUUACCCAUGACAUAGAAAACUGGAUAAUUUCCCAUGAGCAGCAGGGAUGGAGCCAUGAAUGCACCAAUCUUUGUUGGGAAAGGAUCAAAGGUGAAGGAUUCCUGAUGGAUGAUGUCUCAACCUUCCGCUACGGCAAGGCUGAGGUUAAACCAUAAUGAAGAAACAGAUCCUUCUCUUGGAACUUGUAACUGAAUUUCUUCCAAUACCCGUGCAUUCAUAUAUGUAUAUGUACAUAUACAAUUGAUACAAUAUAUUUUUCCGUACGGGGAAGCUGACGUAUA
This is a messenger RNA of Gossypium arboreum, 1362 nucleotides long. RefSeq lists its product as uncharacterized. Lineage: Eukaryota; Viridiplantae; Streptophyta; Magnoliopsida; Malvales; Malvaceae. The record is from RefSeq and is a predicted model, not a curated record. The transcript has 5 exons. The coding region runs from base 118 to 846 and encodes 242 amino acids.